AUGAUGCCAUUGAGAGAUCCCUUUGAGCCGAAGGGCCUACUAGCUGGUUCUAGCGAGCUCGAAAAGGCAGAGAAUCGGGCUCCUGGGGAUCUGGGAUUGCAGAGGUCGAAGGCCAAUGUCUCGGGCGAGAAGUGGAUGGCUCGUCUGGACGAUGACCUGCUCGUCUCGUCUCUGUCCAUACCUGGAACGCACGACAGCGCGGCAUAUACACACCCGUGGCCCUUCAUUGCAACGCAACGAAUGAGCAUUCUAGAGCAACUCAACGCUGGUAUACGAUACUUCGACUUUCGCUGUGGCAUCCGAGAGGACAUCCCGGAAAUGGUUCAUGGACCUUCUCUGCUUGGCCUUCAACUCCCCGAAUUACUGGACAUCAUGUACAAAUGGCUCGAGAGCCACCCGAAAGAAGGUCUUAUUGUACAAAUCAAGGAAGAUAGAAAACCGGAGCGAUCUACUGUACAUUUCUCUCACGCCAUAUUCAGACACAUAGCUGCGAGAUCUGAGCGCUGGCGCACUGCCAAUACUACACCUUCACUUGGAGAGCUCCGAGGGAAAAUCCAACUGUUCCGUCGUUACAAUGGACCGAGUCUCAUGGCGUAUGGCAUCGACGUCACCGAGUGGCAGGAUAAUCCAACUCGACCGUUCACGAUCAACACGAGAAACAGCGUGCAGCUCACGAUCCAGGACCACUACAGCAUCUCCGAUCCAAAGCCCUUGCCAGACUUGAUAGCCAUCAAAGGAGGAGAUGUAUCGGGGCUUCUGGAUCGCGCAUCGGCGGAUACCGAUACCGGGCAUUGGUAUCUGAACUUCACCAGCGCGUACGAAUUCAAUUGGUACUAUCAGCUCCCGCCACGCGAGGUAGCGGUCGGAGGCUAUUUUGGUUUCAAGUGGGAAGACGGCAUGAACCCACGUCUGCGGACUUUCCUUCAGGUCCGGGAGAACAAGCAGCGUUUCGGCAUUGUGGCAAUGGACUUUCCGGACCUUGGUGCGGACGACUUGAUUAUCAGUCUGAUCAUGUCGAAUUUCAAACCAGAACAGACGACGCUCGGAAGAAACGUGCGAUUUGUUGUCGCUGCGAUCGUGUUACUUGCCAUCCUACUUCUUGCUAUUAUCCAUGGUCUCUCUGGACGCGGUCCGGAGUUCCUACGCGUAUACAUCCUUGAAUGUACAUGGAAGGUGCUUGUUGGAACUUGA
Messenger RNA from Zasmidium cellare ATCC 36951, 1191 nucleotides. RefSeq lists its product as uncharacterized. Gene Ontology annotation, biological process: lipid metabolic process. Bases 1 to 1191 code for a protein of 396 amino acids. The record is from RefSeq and is a predicted model, not a curated record. Gene Ontology annotation, molecular function: phosphoric diester hydrolase activity. NCBI's taxonomy places the organism in Eukaryota, Fungi, Ascomycota, Dothideomycetes, Mycosphaerellales, Mycosphaerellaceae. The transcript has a single exon.